GAUAUUUAAAUAUACAAUUUUUAAUGGAUAAUGGCAUUGUUUUAUGUGAAAUUGCCGAUGAAAUCCCUGAUUUGGAGGGUAAAGAGCAUCCUUCACAGUUUAAUUACCUCAAGCGGCGAUGGCAGAUCAAGGACUUUCUGGACGAGCACGCCGACGUUAUUGUGAUGGCCGUGCAAAGAUGUCAGGAAGCGCGCACCAGGAAGCUAAGCUUCAAGGCCAUCCAGCAAGACACCGGGCAGUGGAUUUUGGUGCUUCGCCACGAGCAGACGCACUUCCGAAUCCGUCUCGUCGAGCUGCAGUUGGCUGACAUUCUACUACCGCUGGUGUUCAAGGAUUACAAGACCAGCCUGGAGUUCGAGGUGGCACGACAAGAGCAUGAACACAAGCAACCCCUCAAGACCUAUGUUAGCACCAAGCUUUUCGAUGCUCUCUACGAAAGGCAUGCGCAAGCAGUGGAUCCAGACCGGGCGGCGGCAUUGGAUCUGCCAGAACGAUUUCAAUCGCGCUUACGAAAGUACCAGGAGCGAACGGUCCUCUGGAUGCUGGGUCGGGAGCAGCGGCUUACGGAGCUGUCAGCCAAGUACACGAUUCUGCACGCUGUCGAUGGGCGGAGUCGGGUCUUCAAGCACAACUACUGCAUGCAUUUUUACCCGUACGAGGAGGAGCUGCCAAAGGUUUUCCUUCCACCUGGCGGCAUUCUGGCUGACGAAAUGGGUCUGGGCAAGACAGUGGAAUUUCUGGCCAUGUUGCUACUAAAUCCCCGACCCACGGACGCCUACAGAAACGAGUACUGGCUCAAGCUCCUGGACGACAUAGGCGAUGAGCUGCCGCUGAAACGGAAGCGGAAAGAGAGCAAGGAGGAUUUCUGCAUCUGCAUCAGGAAGGGCGGUGCACGGAUACAAUGCAGCAGAUGUCGCCGCUGGCAGCACAUAAAGUGCAUGGGCAACCAAGAUGCCACCGACCGCACUCAUCUGUGUCCCGACUGUUGGUCUGAGCUGGCAAAGUCCAGCGAAGGCCUGGUGGAAACUGGAGCCACCUUUAUAGUCUCACCUUGCGCCAUCAAGAUGCAGUGGUUUCACGAAAUGAAGAAGCACAUCUCGCCGGGCCUAAAGGUGCUGUUAUAUCGGGGAUUGCAUGCAGGCAGCUGGGUGAAUCCCCUGGAACUGGCCCAGUACGAUGUUGUGCUCACCGAUUAUGGUAUACUCCGCAACGAGAUCCAUCACACGGCGGACAACAAGUCCGACCGCCAGAUGCGGCACCAGCAGCUGUACAUGCGGCCCAGCUGCCCGCUCCUGAUGGUCAACUGGUGGCGCGUUUGCCUAGAUGAAGCGCAGAUGGUGGAGAGCAACACCUCGCAGGCUGCGGAGAUGGUUAGGAUGCUGCCAGCUAUCAACCGCUGGGCGGUGACCGGCACCAUCGAUGAUCUAAAGCCCCUGCUGGAGUUUGUGGGUCGAACGGAAGUCUGUCGACCGCCGGAGGCCUGGCAGACCAUAGACAAGGCCUUUCAGCUGAACUUUAAGGUUGAUCCCCUGUUGGAGGUGCUAGAGCACAGCCUGUGGCGCACCUGCAAGUCCAAAGUAGAGCACGAACUGGGUAUUCCCCCGCAGACUCAAGUUGUGCAUCGACUGGAACUGAGCAACGUGGAGUCCUUGUACUAUAGGGAGGAGCACCUGAAGUGCCACGAACAGUUCCUGACCGCCGUGGCAAAGCAUACGCGUCAUAACGCAGACAAUAGCUCCUGCUUGGCGACCAUAUCGCCUCAGUUGCUGCGUCUUAUCCUCAAGCCCUUUCUGCGCAUCCGCCAGACCUGUUCCGUGCCCGUGGUACUCAAUAGCAAUGUGGCCAGCAAUUGCUACCUGAAUCCCCAGGAGCUGCUGGCGAGGUUAAAGUCCAACAACGAAACCGAAUGCAAGACGGAGCUGCGCAGCUGGGCCUCCUCCUACAACGGCCUGGCUUCAAUUCACUUUAUACGCGAGGACUUUGCCCAGGCCAUCAGGUACUACAAGCUCCUGUUAAAGCUGGCAGAGGACUACAACGAGGAGAAUAUAUCAGUGGACAGCGUACUCCAAAUCCAUGCCAUUUUCAAUCUCAUCCAGGCCAGUGAGCUUGCCGCCCCUCCCAACCAGCUGUCUGAGCCGGAGAAGCUCAACUAUCUGGCGCAAAUGAAGCGCCUGGAGUGGAAGUAUCUGGAGGACAAUACAGCCGUCCUCGAGGCGGCACUCACUGCCUACAAAGCGAAGCUUUUGGAGCUCCACCAACUCGAAGAUGAGUUUCAGGGCAACUGCGUCGAACUACUGGCCACGGUGGUGCACCACCAACCCUCAUUGCACAAUGCCAUGUGGAACAAGGUGCUGGAAGAGUUCUUCCGCCAGAACAUAGCCUCGGACAAGAUUAGGGAUGUCGACACCAUGGCAGGCAUGGUUUAUUUUGUGGAUGUUUGGUACCAAAAACUGCACAAACUGAAGAAGUCAUUGCUCUUGGAGUUCGAGUACCUUAAACAGGUAAUGCAGUCGGCUUGGGGUUCCGUAAAAGCAGGCGAUGGCCUAUCGCAAGAGAUAAUUAACUUUAUAGGCAGCGUCACCGAUUGCCACUUGGCGGAUAUACUGGAAGACAAGCCCACUGAUAAACCAGAAAAGCCCAGGAAGCGACGUCAUUGUCGCCUGUGCAAGAUCCGGGAAUCCUUGAACCAAUUUGAGUGCCUGCUCUUUGCCAAGGAGCUCGAAGAAGAGGCCCUGGCUGCUGAGGGUCUGGAGAAGCCCAGCCUCGAGAUUUGUUUAAUAAAAACCAUCUUCGCCUUUGUGCGCACCAAGCCGGACUUUAGCGAAUGGCAACUGGAGUGCCAAAAUAAGCUCGAUACUCUCUCUUGCCUGCAGAGCCUGGUUAAGUGCCAGAUCAAGUACUGGAUCGAAGUAGAGUAUAUGGUGAAAGCCUUCGAUGAGCUCGAGAUGUGCCGAAUGCGGAUCCUGCUCACCGACGAUCCCGAGAAGCAGUCCAACUACCGAAUACUCCGUUGCCAGUUGGAGGAGCAGCAGCAGUUUAAUCUGUCCAACCUGAACGAGGCGCAGCUCAACUUUACGCGGCUCUGCGGCAGGCUGAAGUACCUAAAGCAUCUGAAGGAGGAUGCCACCGAUAAGCCAUGUCCCAUCUGCCAGACGCAGGACGAUGUGAGGUACGUGAUGAUGGUUUGUGGCCACUUCGUAUGCCAGCACUGCCUAGAUACCAUGCGAAGGAGAUCUGACAGGGGUGGCGUGACCAAGUGUCCUCUUUGUCGCCAAGACUCGCCACAAUUGUAUUACUCAGUGCGUCCUGGAGCCCACAAGUCCAUAGUUGGUGACUUUUCAACAAAGAUUGCGAAUAUUGUGGAACUUGUACUUAAGAUCCGGGAAGCUAAUGAAACGGAAAAGGUCCUAAUCUUCUCGCAAUGGCAGGCAAUACUCAUGCAAAUAGCCAGGGCUUUGCAUCUCAAUGGCAUUGAAUUUCGGAGCAAGUGCAGCAAUCAGGAAUUUGCUGAUUUCAAGAAUCCUCAAAGAAAGAUCACCUGCCUGCUGAUGCCCAUUUCCAAGGGCUCUAAGGGUCUUAAUCUAAUCGAAGCCACACAUGUGUUCCUGGUGGAACCUAUACUUAAUCCAGGCGACGAACGCCAGGCCAUAGGACGCAUACAUCGCUUUGGCCAGACGAAACCCACAAAGGUACAUCGCUUUAUAGUUAAUGGCACCAUCGAGGAGAACAUACUCUCGCUUAUAACUUCAGCCGACGACAACGAGACCCUGUCCACGCACUGGGACUUGGAGAAUAUGACUCUGGACAGCCUCAAGAAGCUAUUCAUACUUAAGGAUAAGGAGUAGGAAAGAUGAAUUUAGAUACCCUGACAAAGGGUAUAACACAUUCCCCACAUCUUAAUUAUUUUUACCAGGUAUCCAAAAGGUAUGGGGCGAUCUGGACCCAAAUGGGUCGAGUAUAUGCUAGGUAAGACUAAGCAUUCUUAAAGAAGACUAACAAACUUGUUUAAAUCUAAACUGACUCACGCAACCUUCAAUGGGUUUCACAGUACAGAAUCAAUGUAUUGUUUUUUUCUUCCUGAUCAAUGGACAGUAUUUCUAGAAUUCUAGAAUUAAUCUAAUUUCAUUAUACCUUUAAGCUUACAUCUAAGUUAAUUCCAUCUUAUACACACUGUAAAUAUAAAGUAUUGCUUUUCA
Drosophila serrata is the source of this 4196-nucleotide messenger RNA. Its product is annotated as E3 ubiquitin-protein ligase SHPRH. Gene Ontology annotation, cellular component: nucleus. Gene Ontology annotation, biological process: DNA damage response; protein polyubiquitination. Gene Ontology annotation, molecular function: ubiquitin protein ligase activity; ATP binding; protein binding. NCBI's taxonomy places the organism in Eukaryota, Metazoa, Arthropoda, Insecta, Diptera, Drosophilidae. The record is from RefSeq and is a predicted model, not a curated record.